This is a messenger RNA of Zalophus californianus (California sea lion), 18480 nucleotides long. RefSeq names its product trinucleotide repeat containing adaptor 6B (gene TNRC6B). Gene Ontology annotation, cellular component: P-body; nucleoplasm. The record is from RefSeq and is a predicted model, not a curated record. Gene Ontology annotation, biological process: miRNA-mediated post-transcriptional gene silencing; positive regulation of nuclear-transcribed mRNA poly(A) tail shortening. Gene Ontology annotation, molecular function: nucleic acid binding. Bases 254 to 6130 code for a protein of 1958 amino acids. The transcript is spliced from 27 exons. NCBI's taxonomy places the organism in Eukaryota, Metazoa, Chordata, Mammalia, Carnivora, Otariidae.
GGGAGGCGGAGGGGAAAGUUUGUUUAUUUUGUUUUUAGUUUCUGGGGUCCCCGUGUUUCUGGGAGGUGAGGCGGGAGGGAGUGACCCCCCCGCGCCCCUUCAGUCCCCCUACUACGUCGCCUCCAUAGCCUGCGGAGAAGCGGGGACCGCGCGCAUCGCAGCGCAUCGCCUCACAGCGGAACGCCGCGCACUCGGAGCCGGCGCGGCUCGGCGGUGCUGAGGGUCACACAUAACCACAUAGCUUACAUCCUUCAUGAUGGCCAGACCCAUCUGGGAAGUUCCAGCCAGCUUCUUCAGCUUUCCCUCGUGCCAUUUAAGUGGGGAAGGCUCCACACUGAAGUACCGAGUUAUCGGGAGCAUGUCAGGAUUCAGUUCAUCUUGUUUGUUGAACUCCUGCUGGAUACCAAAUUCUAGGGUUUUGGUUUUUUGCACUGAAUGUAGUCUAGACUCAUCUUCACGGGCUUGUGUUGCCCCAGGAUACUGUCAAAGGCAGUAUUUGUGUGUUUCUGCAGAGUUUUGCACAGAGUCUGUUCCCAUGCAAACCAAUGAGGGAGAAGUGUCGGAAGAAAGCAGUUCUAAGGUGGAACAGGAGGAUUUUGUAAUGGAAGGGCAUGGCAAGACUCCACCUCCUGGUGAAGAAAGCAAACAAGAGAAGGAGCAAGAAAGGGAAGAACAGUUAAUGGAAGACAAGAAAAGGAAGAAGGAGGAUAAAAAGAAAAAAGAAGCCACUCAGAAGGUCACGGAACAAAAAACCAAAGUGCCCGAAGUGACGAAACCAAGUUUAAGCCAACCAACGGCCGCCAGCCCAAUUGGCAGCUCUCCAUCGCCACCAGUCAAUGGUGGCAACAAUGCCAAAAGGGUGGCAGUGCCGAACGGACAACCGCCAAGCGCCGCCCGCUACAUGCCUCGGGAGGUGCCGCCGCGAUUCCGUUGCCAGCAGGACCACAAAGUGUUACUAAAACGUGGGCAGCCCCCUCCGCCGUCCUGCAUGCUCCUCGGGGGUGGGGCAGGGCCUCCUCCCUCCACAGCACCUGGAGCAAACUCAAACAACGCACAAGUGACAGGAACGCUGCUGCAGGGGGACGGUGGGACUGCACCAGAGUCAGCCCUUGGAGGUGCUGCUGCUUCAAAUUAUGCAAAUUCCACUUGGGGCCCGGGAGCCUCCUCCAACAACGGCGCCUCCCCCAACCCAAUUCACAUCCGGGACAAGGUGAUUGUAGACGGGUCUGACAUGGAAGAGUGGCCUUGUAUUGCCAGCAAAGACACUGAGUCUUCUUCCGAAAACACCACCGAUAACAACAGUGCCUCGAACCCUGGCUCUGAGAAGAGCACUCUGCCAGGAAGCACCACUAGUAACAAAGGAAAAGGGAGCCAGUGCCAGUCUGCAAGUUCUGGGAACGAAUGUAAUCUUGGGGUCUGGAAAUCUGACCCUAAGACUAAAUCUGUUCAAUCUUCCAACUCUACUACAGAGAGCAACAAUGGACUAGGAAAUUGGAGGAAUGUGAGUGGUCAGGAUAGAAUUGGACCUGGCUCUGGCUUCAGCAACUUUAACCCAAAUAGCAACCCAUCUGCCUGGCCAGCGCUGGUCCAAGAAGGAAAUUCUAGGAAAGGGGCAUUGGAAACUGAUACUAGUAAUUCCAGUGCACAGGUUAGCACAGUAGGUCAGGCAUCCAGGGAACAGCAGUCAAAGAUGGAAAAUGCGGGUGUUAAUUUUGUUGUCUCUGGCAGAGAACAGGCUCAAAUUCAUAACACUGAUGGACCAAAAAAUGGAAACACUAACUCCUUGAACUUAAGUUCACCAAACCCCAUGGAGAAUAAGGGAAUGCCCUUUGGAAUGGGCUUGGGGAACGCCUCCAGGAGCACUGAUGCCCCUUCACAAAGCACUGGAGAUCGAAAGACUGGGAGUGUUGGAUCUUGGGGUGCAGCUAGGGGGCCUUCUGGAACUGACACAGCCUCUGGACAAAGCAAUUCUGGAAACAAUGGGAACAAUGGAAAGGAUAGAGAGGACUCCUGGAAAGGAGCUUCUGUUCAGAAAUCAUCUGGGUCAAAAAAUGACUCUUGGGACAAUAACAGGUCUACGGGUGGGUCCUGGAACUUUGGCCCUCAGGACUCUAAUGACAACAAAUGGGGUGAAGGGAACAAAAUGACAUCUGGGGUCUCUCAGGGAGAAUGGAAACAGCCGACUGGGUCUGAUGAGUUGAAAAUUGGAGAAUGGAGUGGUCCAAACCAACCAAAUUCUAGCACUGGAGCAUGGGACAAUCAAAAGGGCCACCCCCUCCCUGAAAACCAAGGCAAUGCCCAGGCUCCCUGUUGGGGAAGAUCUUCCAGCUCCACAGGAAGUGAAGUUGGAGGUCAAAGCACUGGAAGCAACCACAAAGCAGGAAGUAGUGACAGUCAUAAUUCUGGCCGUCGGUCAUACCGGCCCACACAUCCUGAUUGUCAGGCUGUCUUACAGACUCUUUUGAGCCGAACUGAUUUGGACCCCAGGGUGCUCUCAAACACUGGCUGGGGCCAAACUCAAAUUAAGCAGGACACAGUGUGGGAUAUUGAAGAGGUGCCAAGGCCUGAGGGGAAAUCUGACAAAGGAACUGAGGGGUGGGAGAGCGCUGCCACACAGACCAAGAACUCAGGGGGCUGGGGAGACGCACCCAGCCAAAGCAAUCAAAUGAAGUCUGGAUGGGGGGAGCUCUCAGCCUCUACAGAGUGGAAAGACCCCAAGAACACAGGAGGCUGGAAUGACUACAAGAACAACAACUCUUCCAACUGGGGAGGCGCACGACCAGAUGAAAAGACUUCUUCCUCUUGGAAUGAGAACUCCAGCAAGGAUCAGGGGUGGGGAGGGGGACGCCAGCCCAAUCAAGGAUGGACUUCUGGGAAGAAUGGUUGGGGAGAGGAAGUUGAUCAAGCGAAAAACAGCAGUUGGGAAAGUUCUGCAAGUAAACCUGUGUCUGGGUGGGGUGAAGGAGGGCAGAAUGAAAUUGGAACUUGGGGGAACAGUGGGAAUGCAAGCCUAGCUUCCAAAGGCGGGUGGGAAGAUUGCAAACGGUCUCCAGCAUGGACUGAGACCGGCAGACAGCCCAGUUCCUGGAAUAAACAGCACCAACAGCAGCAGCCACAGCAGCCGCCGCCACCACAACCAGAGGCUUCUGGUUCCUGGGGAGGCCCACCCCCACCACCUCCAGGCAACGGACGACCUUCCAAUUCCAACUGGAGCAGCGGGCCACAGCCAGUAACCCCUAAGGAUGAGGAACCCAGCGGUUGGGAAGAGCCAUCCCCACAGUCAAUUAGUCGGAAAAUGGACAUCGAUGAUGGCACUUCGGCGUGGGGAGACCCCAACAGUUACAACUACAAGAAUGUGAAUCUGUGGGAUAAGAAUUCCCAAGGGGGCCCAGCACCUCGAGAACCAAACCUGCCUACCCCCAUGACCAGUAAAUCAGCAUCAGUCUGGAGCAAAAGCACACCACCUGCUCCAGAUAAUGGUACUUCAGCUUGGGGUGAGCCAAACGAAAGCAGUCCUGGGUGGGGUGAAAUAGAUGACACAGGAGCAUCGACCACAGGCUGGGGGAACGCACCCUCCAACGCUCCAAAUGCCAUGAAACCUAAUUCCAAAUCUAUGCAAGAUGGCUGGGGGGAGAGUGACGGUCCAGUGACGGGAACUCGCCAUCCCAGCUGGGAAGAGGAGGAUGAUGGAGGAGUCUGGAACACCGCCGGCUCUCAGGGAAGUGCUUCCUCCCACAACUCAGCAAGCUGGGGACAAGGAGGAAAGAAGCAAAUGAAGUGCUCACUGAAAGGAGGAAAUAAUGAUUCAUGGAUGAAUCCUCUUGCCAAACAGUUUUCAAAUAUGGGAUUGCUGAGUCAAACUGAAGAUAAUCCAGGCAGCAAAAUGGAUUUGUCUGUAGGGAGCCUUCCAGAUAAAAAAUUUGACGUGGACAAGCGAGCGAUGAAUCUCGGGGAUUUUAAUGAUAUCAUGAGGAAGGAUCGAUCUGGGUUCCGUCCACCUAAUUCCAAAGACAUGGGAACCACAGACGGUGGGCCUUAUUUCGAGAAGCUGACUUUGCCUUUCUCCAAUCAAGAUGGGUGCCUUGGGGAUGAGGCUCCCUGCUCUCCCUUCUCCCCUUCUCCCAGCUACAAGCUGUCUCCCUCUGGUUCCACACUACCCAACGUCAGCCUUGGAGCAAUCGGCACAGGGCUCAACCCCCAAAACUUCGCUGCUAGACAAGGUGGCAAUCAUGGUUUGUUUGGAAAUAGCACAGCACAAUCGAGAGGUAUGCACACGCCAGUGCAGCCACUAAAUUCUUCUCCUAAUCUCCGGGCGCAAGUGCCUCCCCAGUUUAUUUCCCCCCAGGUUUCUGCCUCAAUGCUCAAGCAGUUUCCCAACAGUGGCCUGAAUCCAGGUCUUUUCAAUGUGGGGCCCCAGUUAUCUCCUCAACAAAUUGCCAUGCUGAGCCAGCUUCCACAAAUUCCCCAGUUUCAAUUGGCGUGUCAGCUUCUCCUGCAGCAGCAGCAGCAGCAGCAGUUGCUGCAGAACCAGAGGAAGCUCUCGCAGGCUGUGCGCCAGCAGCAAGAGCAGCAGCUGGCUCGGAUGGUGAGCGCCCUGCAGCAGCAGCAGCAGCAGCAGAGGCAGCCUGGCAUGAAGCACUCGCCCUCCCAUCCCGUUGGGCCCAAGCCACAUCUGGACAACAUGGUACCCAGUGCUCUGAAUGUGGGGCUCCCAGACCUUCAAACCAAAGGGCCAAUACCUGGAUAUGGUUCUGGCUUCAGCUCUGGCGGCAUGGACUAUGGCAUGGUUGGUGGGAAGGAGGCUGGAACAGAGUCUCGCUUUAAACAGUGGACCUCCAUGAUGGAGGGACUGCCCUCUGUAGCCACACAGGAAGCCAAUAUGCACAAAAAUGGCGCUAUUGUGGCCCCUGGUAAGACUCGAGGAGGGUCACCAUACAAUCAGUUUGAUAUCAUCCCGAGUGACACACUGGGUGGCCAUACGGGUCCUGCUGGUGAUAGCUGGUUACCUGCCAAAUCUCCACCAACAAAUAAAAUCGGAAGUAAAUCCAGCAAUGCCAGUUGGCCUCCAGAAUUCCAACCAGGAGUGCCAUGGAAAGGUAUCCAAAACAUUGACCCUGAGUCUGACCCCUACGUCACCCCAGGAAGUGUGCUGGGGGGUACAGCCACAUCUCCCAUUGUAGAUACUGACCACCAACUUCUGCGGGAUAACACCACAGGGUCUAAUUCUUCCCUCAACACCUCGCUGCCUUCACCUGGUGCCUGGCCCUACAGUGCCUCUGACAACUCCUUUACCAACGUUCAUAGCACUUCAGCAAAGUUCCCUGAUUACAAAUCAACAUGGUCCCCAGAUCCCAUAGGACACAACCCCACUCAUCUCUCCAACAAGAUGUGGAAAAACCAUAUUUCCUCGAGGAACACUACAGCGCUGCCCCGCCCACCUCCCGGUCUGACCAACCCCAAACCAUCUCCCUGGAGCAGCACAGCACCCCGAUCAGUCAGGGGGUGGGGGACCCAGGACUCACGGCUUGCCUCGGCCUCUACCUGGAGUGAUGGUGGUUCAGUUCGUCCCAGUUACUGGCUGGUUCUUCACAAUCUCACUCCACAGAUUGAUGGGUCAACGUUGAGAACCAUCUGCAUGCAGCAUGGCCCACUGCUGACAUUCCAUCUGAACCUAACCCAGGGCACCGCCCUGAUCCGAUACAGCACCAAACAGGAGGCGGCCAAGGCCCAAACCGCACUGCACAUGUGUGUGUUGGGAAACACUACCAUCCUGGCUGAGUUUGCCACCGAUGAUGAAGUUAGCCGCUUUCUGGCACAGGCUCAGCCGCCUACACCUGCAGCAACCCCAAGUGCACCCGCCGCAGGUUGGCAGUCGCUGGAGACCGGCCAGACCCAGUCGGACCCCGUCGGACCUGCUCUGAAUCUUUUCGGUGGGUCCACAGGGCUCGGGCAGUGGAGCAGCUCGGGCGGCGGCAGCGGGGCCGAUCUUGCUGGCGCUUCAUUGUGGGGGCCCCCAAACUAUUCUUCUAGCUUGUGGGGAGUCCCAGCUGUGGAAGACCCCCAUAGAAUGGGCAGCCCUGCUCCCUUACUACCUGGUGACCUUCUGGGAGGAGGGUCAGAUUCAAUCUGAACUUAGAACUUUCAACUCUGACCUCGUGACCUUUUUUGGAACAGCAGCAGCACUAACUUGACCUUUUCGUUUUUUUUUUCAACUUGCAAUAAAUACAUUUUUAAAAGGAAAAAAGAAAACGGAGAGAGGAAAAAAAAGGUGGGUCAUUGACAGACUGUCUGAGCACAUAGUUGCCUCCCUUAUAACUUCAGUUUUUUCGUUUGGAAUAUGAAUCCAAAAAGAGAACAUAUCACUCUUGAAAUACUUGAAUCAUGAACGCCAACCUAGAAAGACAAUGUGAAGCAAGUACACAUACCAUUUAAAUUUAAACACAAAAAAAUUAAAAAAAUUAGUUUCUAGUUUUUCACUUUUUUCAUGUUAUAUGGAAGUUGUUGCUAAGAAACAUAUAUACUGAAAAAAAAAUAGCUUUUUAACUUUGUUUGCACUGGGUGUGUUUCCGUCCUUAGGUCUACCACGUUUGGGAGGGAGGGGAAUUCAAAAGAAUUGUUGGGGUGGGGGGGGGAAGACUUGACGGAGCCUCACUUUAAAAACAAAAACACAAAACCUAAAAAAAAAAAAAAAAAGGAAAAAAUUUGUGAUUGGCUGGUUGAUAAAUACCAGUGUGUUCUGGCACAUGUAACUGCCCAGGCAUGCUCGUUCUGGUAUGUGUGUGCACGUGUGUUCAUGUGCAUUCGCGUGCAUCCUUCUCUCUGUCUCUGUGUGUGUGUGCACCCGUGUCCUCCUCCCCCACUCGAUCUCAGAAAGCUGCAUUGCUGACAGUCUGCAGGCUGGCUGGCCGGCCAUCUGCUUUUUAUUUUAUUUUAUUAUUAUUUUUUUUUUAACUAUCAGAACACACAAGCACGGGGAGCCACUGCUUACUAAAGCAACUCCGUUGGGCUGCAUUAAGAUGAACAGAGUGCUUUUUAAUGAUUUAAGCAGGGAGCUCCUUUCCAUUUGCAAAUUAGCCUGAGUGAGUUUUCUCUUGCUUUUCUUUUGACCUAGCAGUAGAGCGGAGCACUGCCAAGUCCAAAAAAGUAGGAGAGCAGGAGGUACCUCUUGGAGCAACUGUGUGUUUAUUUAUUUCUGUUUUUUAAAGUACGUGGCCACCAGGCACAUCUGAAUAUCUGUUAAGUUUUUCUUUCGUUAGUCUGAAUGGGAACAGAUGAUAUAAGAGAGUUUUUACUUAACGCCAAGUCUCAAAAGCAGAAGAACCAUGUUCCCCCUUUCUUGUGUCAUCAGGUAUGAGGAAUUCAUCAGAGAGUCAGGUAAUGCCGAAUUAAAGGUUUCCAUUGGUUCUCUUUUUCGUUUUAUGAAAACGGAAACAAAUAGGUUGUGAGCAGCCUCCUGAAAGCACCUGCAGCUUCUCCCUCUCUGCUCCUCUCUCGCUGAGCGUUACCUGUGCCAGGCCGUGGCGUGUUACAGCACCAGGCCAUCACUGACAGAAACGUUUACUUAACGAAUGUUCUUAAACCAGUGUGUACUUCAAGCGUUUCCUUUUGUUUCUCUGUGUUGUGUAUUUCCUGUGUAUGUGGUUUUGCUUAGGCAGGUAUAACUUAGCAGAGACUUUUAAGUAUUGCACCUUUUUUUGGUUUUGACCUCUUUAUUUUUUUUUUCCUUGUAAUGUUGCUUUUUUUAUUUCGGUAUUUAAAGACUUUUUUUUUUUUUUAAAGCAUCAAUGUAGUAGUACUCUGGGCCGACUAGGGGGCAACUUUAAUCCACAGUUAUCACCAACAUGUAUGUACUUAUGUUGGAAUCAACAUGUAUCAAACUGCUUUUUGUGAAGAGUUCUAGCAGACCCGAAGGGGUACCCCUUUAUACAAAGCAGAUGGCUGGUGGGGCGGGUGGGGAGGGGGGAGGGGAACGUAUGCCGGUAACGUGCUAGCACUUGUGUGGACAUCCCAGUCUGCAUUAUACUGUUUAACAUAAAGUGCCGACAUUCUGUACCAGCAAAUACCUGCCCAUUCCAACCCUUGGUGGGAGCAGACCUCUACUGUCCUCCGUAACUUGCUGCUAGUGAGGACAAGGGAGUUUUUCUUUCUUUAGCAUCUUCAGUGAAGGAUACAACAAUGCCUAAUGUAUUUGACUUUUAGCUUGUGUCUGUGUGUAGGUGGGUGGGUGGGUGUGUAUAGGAAAAGGCAAAACUGAACUAUUUGCAUUUAAGUGGUUUUAUGAGACAAAGAAUGGGAAUUCUGUAGUCCUCUGGCUUACCCUGUUGAUUAUAAACCUAGCCUCAAAAGAGAUUGACAUGCAUAAUUCAAGGUGAGCGUUCGCUCAUAUAAGUCUUUAUGCACCCUUUGUGGGUAGGUGGUCAAACUUGAGUCUCCAGCGUUGGUUCAGUCCCAUUGGAUGCCUUGUAGAAAACUAACUGUGCCCUCUUCCUGCUCUCCGGUUUUCAUCACCACCACCAUGCCCCUUCCACCUCUGCCCAUGUACAAAACGUCUCCUUCCAGCCCCCUCCACCUGCUCUCCGUGUGUGGAGCAAAACCCUGUGGUGUGUGGUGAUGUCCAGGUGGAGAGCAGCUGUGUUCAGCCAUCUACAGAAGGCAAAAUCUUAGUGGCCCUGGGCCAGGAGCAUGUCCCGAGGCUCCCACAAGCCCGUGGCAACCCUGUCCACUGCCGUGUCCUGCCCCCGCCCCUCCUCCUGCCUGCUGGUUCCUUGGCCUGCACUAUGGGUUAGUUGAGUUCCUUACGAUACUACGGUGAAAGCCGGGUGCUAGAGCCCCUCUUGUUUACAAGACAUAAUGAGGGAUUUGAAAUAUGUAAAAAUAAACAUGAGAAGCUCAAAUGUUCUUCCAUCUUAAGCUUAAAGGGAAAAAAUUAAAAACUUAAAAAAAGACCAAAAAGUGCGUAUAUAUAUACAUAUAAAUAUAUAUUUUAGAUGAAGACUAACUCUGGGAGCAUUUAACAGUGUUUUUUUGUUUUUGUUUUUAACAUUUAUUUUCCUGCUUUAAAAUUUGCAAGCAUUCUCAGGAAUUCUAGGGUAGGAAGCCAGUUUUUUGAAGAUGGUUUAUUUAACCAUAUCUUAUCCUAGAUAGACGGCUGUUUCUUUCCUGUUAAUAAACUUUUACAAGUUCCUGAAACUUCAAAAAGUUUAAACAAUUUUUACUUAAAAAAAUGUAAAAAGAAAAGUCUCCAAACAUUAUUGUCAUACUGGGGAUCACACAUUUUAAAACACAUAGAAAGAAAUAUUUUUUAAAAAUUAUCAAUUUAGCAGCAACAGGUCAAUUCGUUAUCUUAAAAAAUAUGGGAGAAGGAUUAGCUUUCUAAGAGCUUUAUCACGGAUUUGUUUGAAAUUGUGUGUCAUUUGGUGGGAGUGUUUGGUUUGUAUAAAUGGGAAUGCCAUCACUUUGUUCCUUUCCAUUUAAGAGGGAACUGACAUCUCCCCUAACGAUUGUUAAUUUUUUUUAAGGGAACCCUUCUCCCUGUCCCUCAAACCCCAGCAACAAAAGAAAGAAAGAUAGAAAGAACAACUUAGAAAAAAAGAAGUAAACUCUAAUCUGUAAAAUAGUACGGUUGGAUUGCUGAGAAUCUAUGUAAAGAGCUAGGAAAUAUAGGUUAAUAAUUUUUGGAACAAAUUUUAAAUAUAGGCAUCACUAGAGGAAAAUAUCUAUGGACUGUUCUAUUAAUGAAGAAUGUCUGUCUUACCUCCCUGCUUGUUAUGGGAGGAGGAGAAAAUAAGAAGAAUCUAAUAAGGAACAAGUGAUUUUACUUUUUUAGCUCCCAGCUACUGUUGUGCUCAUUUUAAUUGCUGUUUUGAAGAUCUGCUGCUUAAUUAUCCCCAUCCCUCAGCUGGAGAUGUGGAGUAUUUCCUUUCAGUUUUUCGUGAUGUUGAAUUCUCCUUUUGUAUUCCCUCCUGGGGCCAGGGGUCAGAAUUCCCAAGCAUGACCACAGCUUCUUUUAAACAUCUAAGCUUCCCAGUGGGAAAGAAACUCCAGCUCGACAGGUAAUGGGAGUGGGUGGGGUUGCUGCCUGCAAUUUCUCUAAAACCGCUAUAGUGCCUUCGUACAUACACCCAGACAUCCUAAGCAGGAGGAGCUCGUGUGUAUGUGCAUGUGGUCCAGUCACUCCACAGACAUUAAGUACGUUUGCCCAUUAAGGAAAUUGGAGUGGUUCUGGAUAGGCCCCAAAGGCAGUGGGCUAAAUUUAAAAUAAAUAAACAGAAAUCAAGGAAGUUAAGUAUGCUUUCAUGUCUUGAUAAUGUGGAAUGCCAAGAUCCUUCCUUGUGUUAUUGCCCUCGUUACUGUGCACUGACUUCUCCAGGUGUGUCGUUUUGACAACUACAUACAGUGAUUUGGAAAGUCUGUGUUGGGCCAGUAGAAAGGGGUUUCUGUUUUUCUGCUCUUGUCCUUCUUUGUCUCCUCUCCUUCCCCCCCCCCUCGCUCCCAUUUUUUUCGUCAGCUUGCUGGAAGCUUUGCUUUAUUGGUUGGCAGUGACCUAAGAACAGGAUAUAGUGAGGAUAUAAUGGAAGAGAAAAACUCUUUCCUUUCCAUGGUAUUCUUUGGCAAGAGCCAUGUCUGCUGAGAGGUUAGGUGGCUUCCAUAACACUUAGAAAAUUUGGUGGGAGCGGCUUCUCUUCCACCACAUUCUGGCAUGUGUACAGAGGUCUGCUGGUCACCUCUCAUUAUGUAGAUUUAUCUUGUAAACAUUUCGAUCGUGUAAAUUUGAGCUUUCCAAUUUUUACUAGUUUCCUUUAUUUUUUUUAAACACUUGAAUACUAGUGGCUGGAGAUACCCAUCUUUCAAACAUCACAAACUUGGUUUCGGUCUACCACAUGAGUAGCCAAAAGGAAAAAGCACUCAUGGGGAAGAGACGUCUUCCAUCAGACUGGAGACCUCUACUGGCAAUUGAAAUCCAGUGCCAUGACCUAAUUUUAGGUGUUUAAACAAAACAACAACAACAACAACAACAACAAAAAAAACAAAGUUCAGAUCUCCGAGACACUGUGAAGAAAUGGAUGGCCUGUAGGGCAUCUCUGAUCCCUCCAUACCUACCCUUGAUCUUUUCCAUUUGCAACAUGCACAGAAGUUAACUUAGCAGUGCUGCAUGUUAAGGUUCCAAACCAAAUUCUUUCACCAGUGUCCCCCAGUAAAUCAACAUUAUCCAUUGAUUGCCAUCGAUCAGUUUUAUUUAUAGCAGCUUAAUUUUCUAAUUAUAUGGCUCCUGUUCUAAGAACUUUCCCACCUCUUCUGACAUGAAUGUAGCAUAAAUUAGUAGUUGGUUCUUCCAAGUUCCUGUGGGUUGAAUGCAGUAUCUGAGAUUAUGCAAAAAAAAAAAAAAAAAAAGGAAAAGAAAUUCCUACCUAAGAAUUUGGAAGAGCUUUUAUUAAUAUAUCUAGCAGAAACUAACAUUUCACGGGCUAUUGACGUGUUACAAAUAUUCACUUGAAUUUUUGCCAUGGGGGGGCAGUUUUUGUAAGGUUAACAGCCAGAUUCCAUAUCGACCUCAGAUGCUGUGUACUUUUUAAUUUUAUUUUUUUAUAUUUUGCCAUCUUGACUCUUCUCUUAAACAAAAUGAAGAUGUCUCUGCUGAGCAAAACACUUAAGCCAAGCCUGUUUUCCUCUGCAGUGUAAACGAAAUGUUUUCAGCAGACUUGGCUGUAAUAGCCAUCUCUAAGAUUAGGGAACAAUUGAGUCUUCAUAUAGAAAAGGUCCCCUUCUACCCCAUCCUCAGAGUUCAGAUUCAGUAUAUAACACUUUGUAGGUUAUUGUUUGGAUUUUGGGUUUUUUCUUUUGUUUUAACUAUCUAUAAGGUCUUUUACUAGGAGUAGAGAUGCAUUUUUAGCUGGUUGGGGGAAAAAAAUCAAACUUUUUCUUCUCCAGUUUUUGCCAAGUUUUGUCACACUUCAUGCCUAUGCAUUAAUUACACUUCUUAGUGAUACUGCAAAAAGAAAUCUUAUUCUUGAAUUGUUUUCCUUCCUGUGAGUGUCUUGCUGAGGCUGCAUGUGAUGGUGCAGUUGAAAAUAUUCCAGCCUAUGUGUCCAGUGAAUGAUCAAUCUAUAGACCUCAGAACCCAUUCAGAAAAUAGGAUGCCCUCACCCUCUGCUGCACGCUGCACCACACCCUCUUAACUUUCUUACCUACAAGGACAGGGUGUCCACACAAUCUAGAAACAGGCAAAUAUACAUAAUGUUGUCAAGAACAUCAUCAAUCUAUUAAAAAAAAAAACCCACAUAGAAUGUUCUCUGUAUUUCCAGAGUUAGUGCGUACCCUGUAAUAAGCUCUGUAGGUUUUAUGGCCAGUGCCAAAAGUGUGUGUAUUUUCAGAGAUGGUCCCUACUUAUUAAUGAUGGUGGUGUUUUCUUCACCUUGAAUUUGACAAAGGGGGUACUGGCAUCACAUUCUUUAGAUUUAAAAUAACGAUCAACUUCAAGAACCUAUGAACAUAAUAAUAUAUAAUAAGUUAAUAAAAAUAGAACACUGACCCUCCCUGCCCUGCCCACAGUGCUUCCCCUGCACUGCCUUCACUGCCAAAGAAAAGAGGCCAUGAACAUUUCCAGGUUGGCAGAGGGAACACUGGUCAGGAAACAGAACUGCUCCCCACUGGCCGGGCAUUCCUGCUGUCCUUAGGUGAGUGGUCACUUGGACUAGAUCUGAAGGAAUUAUCAAGUAUUCUAACAUGUGAGUGGUUUUUAAACUGUCAAUGUCUUGUAGUAUCCUCCUACCACCACCACUUAAAAAAAAAAAAAAACGAAAAUGACAGAAGCUGCCAGUGUUUGCCGCACAGAAUUUAAAUAGUUCUUGUCAGUAAGCCACAUACCUGAGUUUGUUUUUAACGAGAGAAACUGCACACCAGGAAAAUUUGUACCACCCUGACCCAGGGGUCUCUGCCAGACUCCCAUCGUGGGGUCUUCAUUGUGACAAAUGCUUGUUUUGUCCUUGGGAGAGGAAAGGUCAGAUGAAGGCAAGAAGUUUCUGUUUUAAAUAAAAAAGAAUUAGUGUUUCCCCAAAGCACUUUGUGCCUCAGUUCAGUUUUCAACGCUAUCAGUCCUCGCUUCCCCAUCCACUGGCCCGUCUCGAGCCAAGGUUAAUACGUUGAGACUGUCUUUACAAAAAGAAAUUCCUCUUUACUGCUAAUGGGAACAGCAAAAGAAAAAUUGUGAAGAUAGUUUACAAUAUCGUUGUAGCAGAGUUGUGAAUCGAAGUGCUUUUCUUUCCCAACUCCCCUGCUUUCUGGGACCUCCCACAGAAUCUGGCACGCCUUCUCCCUGGGCUCCUGACAGGUGUGUACGGUUCUCUGAGGGCUGGGUUGUAGGAGGUCACUGGAGGUGAGCUGGAGCAGUCUUAACUGCAGGACUAGCCUUACAGCAGAGCUUUAUGAAGAGAGUCUAUCCUAAAUGUGUUCGCCAAAAAUGAACGGGGGGGGGGGUCUUUAUACAAAACAAAGCAAAAACCUUUGGAAUCCUUCAAGAAGUUAUGUACCUUUUAAAGGUAGUAGAGGUUCUCACCAAGUGAUGCAUUCAGCAUGACACUUCUUGCCAGAAAUUUCAGGAUAAGUUGGAAUAAAUGUGUUUAAAACACCACCCCUACCCCCCCCUUUUAAUUUUGUCCAAGGAAUUAAUUACUUAAGUGUAGUAUUUCUGAAUGUGCCUUUGUGAGUACAGAGACCAUCUGUUUUAGGAAGAAGCUAACCGUGGGGAUAAGACAGAAAGGCGGUCAGCGUGGUCUUUAGGGAAGUCAGCGAUUCUCCUGGCGGUCCCCAGGGGCAGCUCUGGAGUUUUCAUUAGCAUCAAUAUUGCACAGUGUAGAGUUGUGUGGAAGAGAUUCUGGGGCUCGGGAGGGAGAAUGAGGUGAUGGUGCACAAUGACGGAGACCCAGGUUCAUCCAAGAGUGCAGGUUGAAUUUAUCUAUCUGCAGUACCUAGUUUCCUUCGUGUGUGUGUGUGUGUGUGUGUGUGUGUGUGUGUGUGUGUGUGUGUGUGUGUGUGUGUGUGUGUGUGUGUGUGUGUGUGUGGCUGUUUUAGUUUUUGUUUUUCUGUAAGCACUGGAGAACUGAAAUAUGGUGAUGUUUGUGACACAUUCAUGCAUGUCAAGAAACGUUUUCUAGCUUCUGCCAUGUGUGGGGGCAGGCAGCGCAUUUCCACCCUCUGAGUCUGUGUUCUAAGAAGGCAGUUACUUUCCUCACAUCAUGUUGCUGUUUAUGCGAACAGGGUAUUACACGCAAGGAAAAAGCUUUUGAGAGAAUAAGAUGGAAAUGUUUGAGAAAGAAAAGAGAAAAAUCUGAAAUCAUAUUUUAUUUCUUCAGAACUAUUAUAGUUAAGCAUAGAAAUCUGCAGUGUCUCUUCAUUUGCUUUUGUGUUUGUUUUAAACAAUGCCACCUCUUCUCCCCAUGCCCUAUCUUCUAAAGAAACCGCAAGUGAACACUAAGGGCCAUUUCCAUAAUUCCUCAGAACUCCCCAAAGAGGAAAACAAUCCCUCCCGCAAGAUUCCUUCAGCUUCAUUCAGGAGACAAAGGGAGGAGAGAUGCGGCUUUCUGUGCUUCUCUCUCAUUCCUCUCUAAUGGCCUUGAAAUGUAUUAUUAUGCAAAUGUGAAUUUUGAUACUGAAUUUAAGAAGAGGUUGUUGGAUUUUUUCUUUUUUCAGAAAAAAAAAAAAAGGUCCCAGAUGUGGUCAUCAUUGCUUCUUUAUUUUGUAACGUGAAUUGUAACUAUGCAUUCUGCAAAGGGGGGGUGGGGAGGGCAGAAAGGGGAAGGAAGUAGCUUUGCAUCCUUGUUCUACGGUUUCUGUGUCCAUGGUAUCCGUACAUCCUGGCGGGGAAGGGGAGUGAGCCGGAAGCAGUCAAGUCGGCACAGUGAGGUGGAGAGAGACCUGGAGCCCUCCCCGCAGCCCCGGGGGGCGCCUGCAGUUCCUGUCAGCUGGUGUGGUACAGGAUUCUCCGCCCUAGCCGCGCAGUGUUAGCCCAGGGCGACAGGGGGCCCCCCCCCCCGGAGGCCCUAGUGUUUCUGGGAAAAAGUACUCGUCCUUUCCUGAAUUCAGAACCCUUUCAAGCUCAGGAAACCAUGCCUCACUCGUGCUGAACUUAAAGUUAAUCUUUCUGUCGAUUUCCAGAACUCCUCCUGCUCCUCGCUCCUUUUAAUUUUUCUUUUUUUCUUCCUUAAUCCUUUUUAAGUGAACUUAUUUAUAAGGAAACUGCCCUGCUCUGUGGGGAAGAGGACUGUUGCUUGGCAGGCAAAAAGAAGUCUCUUCCUCAUCCACGACCCCUCAGCCCAAUGUAAUCUCUCUGCUUCCUUGCGUUUAUUCCGCUAGAGAGCUAGUGAGCCAUGAGGUGCUGGACACAGGAACGCCUACAGCCGCCUCCUUGUCCUCGUAGAAUUCCCUUGUUGAUUUUGCCUGUGGUGAAUCCUGGCACCUGCGUUGCUCUUGUCUAGGCAUUAUCUGCACCCUGCAGUAUCAUAAGCCAGAGAUUGUUCUGCCCAUAUUCAGUGUUUCCAUGCAAGCAGUUUUUGUUGUUGAUGUUCACAGUACUGUAACGAGUAACGGACUUGAUCACAGUCUCCUCGUGCCCAGUGCAGGGCUGUACAGGCACGAUCUUAUCAGGGUUCCAAUCUGUUCGAUUGCCUUUAGACAAAACACAAAACAAACAAAAAAAUAAGAUCCUGACGUUUCAACUGUCUGACACAAAACAAUACCUCGAGGUACAUUUCCCCUGCGAUGUAGACCCUUAACUCCCCUCUCCUUCUCUGACAUCAGUGGGUUAUCCUUUUUAAAAUAUGAAUGUGUAAAUAGUGGGAUAACUUUUACAAUUUUUUUCUUUGCUGUGAAAGUAGCCCUGAAAUAUGAUAUUUUUCCUUUUUUUUUUUUUUUUAAGCCAUCUGAAGUUUCAGAUCUUCUUUCAUGCUUAAGAAGAGAAAGCAGAACAGGUCAGGGGAGUGGAUGUGCAUUUGUGGGGUGGUUGUCUCUCCACUGCCUCCCACACACAGUGGCAGCCGACCCGUGUCCAAACCCUGUUUCGAAGAGAUGCCAUCUAUUCCAGAUCUAGUUCCAGGGUGAGGAGUGUCCAAAUUUCUCUCUUCCAGAAGAUCCAUCCCCUCCAGGCACUCCAGGACGUUUUUUAACCUAAGACCUUGAGCUCUCAACCUUUCUUGCUUCACCCACAGGCUCACUUUUUGAGUAACCGAGUAGCAUUCUGUGGUUCAUAAAGGGACUCAUCCCUGGCAUUUCAAUUUGGCACUGUAGAAUUCAUAGACUUAUCACUUUGCAAUGCGUUAGAAAUGUAUUGAUUUUUUACUUAGAAGGAAAUUCAUCUGAGACGUGCAAACAACCUUCCUAAAAGGUGUGGGCACCCUCAGGCAUUCCUCUGAAUGCCUUUCUACGUGAAGCUUGAAGCUGACAUUAGGUAGAGGGAAAUAACGUUUAACGAAUGCUGCUUGUAGAUCUGUCAGCUACAGCUCUCCUAGAUUUGGCGACCCUACAAGGCAGGGUCAGAAUAGAUCGUUUUGAACAGCUUCUUCACAAACGCCUCUCCCUACCCCCCCACCCAGCAUCUUAAAGCUAAACCCUGUAUCUGUUUAAAGGCCCUUUUUAGUUUGAGCUCACCAAUCUUGUAUAGUGACGACUUCCUUCAAGGGGAAGAACCUUGAGAAUAAAUGCACACCUAUUCACCACCCACCUUCUGAUUUGAGACGCUAUCCACCUUUGGAUUUUAUUUCUGUUGUUUGUUUGGAGGCCUCUUUUCUGUCGGUCUCCUUCCUCUGGUCCCCCAUAAGUUUUCUUACUGCCCUUAUAUCCAUCCACAAUGCUCCCAAAGGGCUUUGCUGAUCUCUGCACUUCUUUCCUGGGACCCUCCCUCACCACCACCCUUUGCACACACCAGUGACCAAAGUGUGUCCAGUGAUCUCACAGAAGUCGUCAAAAAUGAUGCCUGCACCACGAAUGUGCUCACAGAGACACGUGCACAAGAUUCUGCACCCUUGGCCUUAACCUCUGUAUGACUUAAGGUGCAGGAACAUUUUUAACAGGUUAUUUAAAAAAAAAAAAAAAUGCUUCUGGGAGGGGAAAAAAAAGGCAGACAAAACAGCUCAAUUGUGCCCACUCCUAACUCUACUAUUUGCCUACAACUUAAUUCUGUGCCCACCCCACCCAUCCCUGUUUUGAGUAACCAAAAAGAGACAACAAAAGCAACCUGAGGAGAGGUUUCUGGACUAUUUUAUCUUUCUCCAUUUAGCUGGAGAUAUAAAUGCUGCUUUGGGUUCCAUAAUCCUAGGGGCUGUGUUUACAUAGUAAAAUAUAUCCUACCAAAUCAGGAAACAAGCAUGGGGAUCUCUGCAGUGAGAGAGAGCUAAUUAGGUCGCCGAUGGUGAACAAGAGAAGUGCGGGGGUCCGGGGGUGGGGGGCACAGGAGGGAAGACGGAGAAGUGCUCCCCUCGCCCCUUCACUGCUCUCCUUGGCCCCUUUCAACAGAAGGCACAGAGAAAAGCAUCAGAAAGAGGCUGGAGUUUUAAAAGGCAGCUUUCCAACUUUGCACACAAACAGGUUAACAGGAAGGUACAGCAAAAAUCCUCUCAUCUGAAACAGCAGAAACAAAACCUACCAACCUGACUCCAUAGUUGCACAUAGUGACGCUCUCUGCAAGUUACCUAGAAGUGUUUUGUUUUUCUUAUACUUGAAAUAGCUUUUACGAUGUUACUUUGGCGGCUUUCUUUUCUCUCUCCUGGCGGGCAGCAGAGGAAGCGGAUGAUGGGAUCCAAGGAAGCGUGAGGGGAGAAAAGGAAGGUUAUGGCGUUGUCUUUUUUGUGUGUGUUCCCUUAAACAUAGAGAGGUUUAAUUGAACUCCCAUGUGUUGAAAUUGCUCCUCAUAUUACUGGUUUUACAUGGACACAGAAACUAGGCACUUUAGAGGUGCACUUGCAUGGCAGGCUGGGCCCCCCUUUUCUCUAUUUUAUUUUACUUUUUUAGUAUAGUGGUACUUAAAAUCACUGGUUCACUUAAAGAAAAAAACAAACAAUAAAAUGUUAAACUCUACUAAUGUACAAAUAAGCUGAAAAGUUGCAUUUUAUGUGUAUUUUUCGCCAUAGCAGGUACUGUAUUUCUCAUGCUGGAUUUAAAAAAAAAAAGAAAAAACCAACAAAAAAAAAAACUAAAGGGUGGUGUUUAUUGGAUUGUGACAGGUUGCGUACUGAGGAACUAAGUCGCCGUCAUUUCAUUAAAACUGAGAGAUGAUGUAAUGCAUAUAUAAGAGUUUUCUGAAGGGUUUUUUUGGGCUUUUAAACAGCUUAUUUUUGUUUUGUUUAGUUUUUUAUUUUAUUUUAUUUUGGAAAGAUAUGAUUGUAUUAUGUGCAACUCAGUUGCUUACAUUAUAACUACAAAAUAUUUUUGGGUUCCUGGAAAAAAAAAAACAAAAAAGAAAAAAGACUAAUAAAUGUGUUUGGCUGCUAAGCA